CUCCACUGUCACACUCCACUAUAUGACUCAUUAGAGAAGCCACCAUUUUUAUGCACACAGCCAAUAGCGAUUCUUGAAUCAGAUUUCCACUAGUAAAAAAGUGAAAGCUCCAAGUAUUUCCACUCUUAGCAGUAAAAGCACACACACUACUGGUGAGCAAACCCGAGAAGCAGAAAAGUGAGAGCAGCAGCCACAAAUAUCUAUGGCUUCCAGAACCGCCGUCAUCGCUUGGGGCUCUGGAGAAGAUGGUCAAUUGGGUAUUGGAAAUAAUGAAGAGAAAGAAUGGGUUUGUACUAUUAAAGCUCUUAAGUCCUCUGAGAAAGUUUCUUCUAUUGUUGCUGGCAGUAGAAACUCUCUUGCUAUUUGUGAAGAUGGCAAAUUAUUUACAUGGGGUUGGAAUCAAAGAGGGACCUUGGGGCACCCACCUGAGACCAAAACUGAGAACAUUCCUAGUCAGGUUAAAGCUCUUUCCAAUGUCAAAAUUGUUCAGGCAGCGAUUGGUGGCUGGCAUUGUUUGGCUGUGGAUGAUCAAGGCAGGGCUUAUGCUUGGGGUGGUAAUGAGUAUGGACAAUGUGGUGAAGAACCGGAAAGGAAAGAUGACACUGGAAGGCCUAUUAAAAGAGAUAUCAUCAUCCCUAAGCGUUGUGCCUCUAAGCUAUCUGUUCGUCAGGUAGCUGCUGGUGGUACACACUCUGUUGUUCUUACAAAGGAGGGACAAGUAUGGACAUGGGGUCAACCAUGGCCUCCUGGUGACAUAAAGCAAAUAUCUACUCCUGUCCGUGUACAAGGUCUUGCAAGUGUGAGAUUGAUUGCAGUAGGAGCCUUUCAUAACUUGGCACUUCUUGAUGAUGGAGUUCUAAUGGCAUGGGGUAAUAACGAGUAUGGGCAACUUGGAACUGGUGAUACCCAGCCAAGAUCACAACCCAUUGCUGUUCAAGGGCUAUCUGGUCUCACUUUGGUUGAUAUUGCUGCUGGAGGAUGGCAUUCUGCAGCUUUGACAGAUGAGGGAGAGGUUUAUGGCUGGGGAAGAGGGGAACAUGGUAGACUUGGAUUUGGAGAUGACAAGAGUAGUAAAAUGGUGCCGCAGAAGGUUCAACUUUUAGCUGGGGAGAACAUUGUUCAGGUAUCUUGUGGGGGCACACAUUCUGUUGCACUAACACAUGAUGGUCGUAUGUUUUCUUUCGGGCGGGGAGACCAUGGACGAUUAGGAUAUGGUAGAAAGGUGACAACUGGCCACCCAUCAGAAGUUCCGAUAAAUAUUCCACCUCCAAGUGAUGUCAGCAGCACUGAAGGAGGGCGUUGGUGCGCUAAACUCGUUGCUUGUGGUGGCCGCCAUACUCUGGCGAUUGUAGAGUGGCAGGCAGAAUCCGAAUAGUCGGUAUGAAAGUGUGAGAUGUAAAUCUGAAUUCAGAUAGAUAUCUGAUUCAGUGUCACUGUUGUAUAAGGUGGUUGCACUUGUAAUAUGAAGAUUAUGACCUGCCCAUGUGAUUGAGGUGGUAAAUCCAGUUUUAAGAUGGGGUAGAGAGGCACGGGAUAUUAUAAAGAGGCAGUAAUGUGUAGGAUUAAUAGAAUAUGCUCUACUGGUACUAUAUUGAGAAUAAGGGAAUUUUUCUUUCUUGCUGCUUGAA
Nicotiana attenuata is the source of this 1628-nucleotide messenger RNA. Its product is annotated as ultraviolet-B receptor UVR8-like. Gene Ontology annotation, cellular component: cytoplasm. Gene Ontology annotation, molecular function: guanyl-nucleotide exchange factor activity. The record is from RefSeq and is a predicted model, not a curated record. The transcript has 11 exons. The coding region runs from base 203 to 1375 and encodes 390 amino acids. NCBI's taxonomy places the organism in Eukaryota, Viridiplantae, Streptophyta, Magnoliopsida, Solanales, Solanaceae.